Messenger RNA from Patella vulgata (common limpet), 3107 nucleotides. RefSeq names its product sodium-coupled monocarboxylate transporter 1. Gene Ontology annotation, molecular function: symporter activity. The transcript has 16 exons. The coding region runs from base 301 to 2238 and encodes 645 amino acids. Gene Ontology annotation, cellular component: membrane. Gene Ontology annotation, biological process: transmembrane transport; sodium ion transport. The record is from RefSeq and is a predicted model, not a curated record. NCBI's taxonomy places the organism in Eukaryota, Metazoa, Mollusca, Gastropoda, Patellidae.
UGUUUGUACACCACUUCAGAAACGGUCCCACAUAUGGGAAAGACCACUCCAUAUUGUGGCUUCGUCUUAAGUAGUAUGUAUAUACGAUCUACUAGAUGUCACUUUUAUUAGGAUAUAUACUUGCUUACAUUUGACGAUUUAAACAGGUCGACGGAGAUUUUAUUUAAGCACAGCAACGUCGACCAAUCUUGGUGUAUCCUGUGGAAUAAAGGGGAACUUGUUGACUUCUGACAAUAGCUUUUAGCUAACAAAGUCUGUUGUAUUUGUUGAUUGUAAGCUUGACUUUAAAAUCAGUAAAAGAUGUCGGAUGUGAGAAGCUUUGAAGCCUGGGACUAUGUCUUAUUUAGUUUGCUGCUUUUAGUCUCGGCGGUUAUUGGUAUCUAUUAUGCUGUGCAGGCUAGAAGAAAUGCCUCAAUGGGAGAAUUCCUGAUGGCCAGUCGAAGUUUGGGGAUCAUUCCUGUGUCCGUGUCCAUUUUAGUUUCAUUUAUGUCAGCCAUUUUGAUUCUUGGUACACCAGCUGAAAUGUACGUGGAAGGAACUGGUUAUUGUGUUUAUUUGAUUGGCAUGAUAUUUGCCAUUGUUAUAGCAGCUAUAACAUUUGUUCCACUUCUCUAUUCGUUAAAAUUAACAAGUUCUUUUGAGUAUUUGCAGUAUAGAUUUAACUCCAAGGCAGCUAAAUUAACAGGGACAUGUAUAAUGAUCAUUCAACAGAUUUUGUACAUGGGUGUUGCGUCUUAUGCGCCUUCGACGGCUUUAGAAGCGGUAACUGGAUUUCCCGUGUGGGCUACCAUUAUUACUGUAGGUCUAGUCGCAACAUUUUAUACAUCACUGGGUGGUAUGAAAGCUGUCAUUUGGACUGAUGUCUUUCAAUCUAGCAUUAUGUUAGCAGGUUUAUUGGCAAUUGUUAUUCAGGGUUCUAUAGUUGUUGGAGGGAUGACAGAAGUAUGGAACAUAAAUGAUGCCUGGGGUAGAAUUGAUUUCUUCGACUUUAACCCAGAUCCAACUCAAAGACAUUCGUUCUGGUCACUUGUAGUUGGUGGAACGAUAGGAUGGACAUCCACGUAUGGUGUAAAUCAAGCCAGUGUACAGAGAUAUUGUGCUCUGCCUACAUUAAAAAAGGCUAAACUUUCUGUGAUGUUGAAUGUAAUUGGAGUUAUAAUUUUAUUAACAUUAACCAGUUUAACCGGCAUUGUCGUUUUUGCUUAUUAUGCUCAAAAAGGUUGUGACCCACUGUCUGCCGGCUAUGUUAGUAACUCAAAUCAGUUAAUACCAUAUUUUGUAAUGGAAGUUCUGGGUUAUCCUGGAUUACCUGGUUUGUUUAUAUCCUGUCUAUUCAGUGGUGCAUUAAGUACAAUGUCGUCCUGUUUAAAUGCUCUAGCUGCUGUCACAUGGGAAGAUUUUCUCAAACCACAUUUUGAUUACCUUACUGAAAGAAAGAAAACAUACGUAACUAAGCUUUUAGUUUUAUUAUAUGGUGGUGCUGGAAUAGGAAUGGCGUUUAUGGCUAAAAAUCUUGGAGGAACAGUUUUACAGGCAUCACUGAGUUUUACAGGCGCAGCAUCAGGACCUUUAUUAGGAAUGUUUUGUUUAGGGGCUUUCUUUAAAUGGGCCAAUUGGAUAGGUGUUGUGGUAGGUGCUAUUCUGGGUUUAAUAUUUCCUCUAUGGAUCAGUAUAGGAGCUUACAGUGUCAUCAGCAGACCAGGGCAUUUAUUAUUUCCUACCAAUUCUUGUAGUAUAGCUAAUAUAACUUUAACUACCGCAAUGACACCUAUAUCGACUAUAGUAGAGGCUACAACAGCAGGCUAUGAAGAGCCAACUGGAAUAUUAAAAUUAUAUACUGUUUCUUAUUUAUGGUACCCAGCUAUAGGAGCAGCAACUGUAGUUGUAGUUGGUUUGAUAUUGAGUUUGAUUACCGCCCCGUAUAUUGAAAAACAGGAAGUAGAUCCUAAAUAUUUGAUACCACUGUUCGAUCGUUUAUUCUGCUGUCUACCGGAAUCCAUGAGAAAACCAUUACGUUGUGGAAUAGAGUAUAGAGACCCAGAGGAAAUUUUAGCAGAACAAAAUGUAGAAUUCACCAUCGAACCACCCAACGAAGAGACAGAGAAAAGCCCAUCAACUAUACAAAAUGGGGAGAAGAAUGGAUACUUCAUCAAUGACAUUCCAGAGAAAUACGGUUUAAAUAAUCCCGGCUUUAACAGUGAUGAGAAAAUAAACGUUAAUUUAACAACACAUAUGUAGUGUGGGGUUGGAUGUAUAAUUCACUUUUCAUUAAUUAGAUUUUAUAUAAACUAAUGAAGCAGCUCAAAACCAAACACUACACGUAUGAAAAAUUAUUUGGUUAAUUUAAAAGGUGUGUGAAUAUAAUAUUGGUUGUGUGAAUCCUACUUUAAUUUGAAACAAAUUUCAAAUAUAUAUUUUGUAUAGAAAUAUUUCUAAUGUAAUAUUUUUUUUACAUGGGAAUUUAAAAUGUGAUAGUUUUAUAUAGAAAUAUUGACCACAUUUAAAAUUUUAGUUUAUGUAAAUAAGCUCUACAUUUAAAACCAAUAAUAUUUUUAUAUUUAUGUUUGUGUAGUUGGUGUACAUAGGAAUAUUGAUUAUGUUAUCUUCGGCCAUGAUAUUACUGUGUCGAAAUGACUUUAUUUACAUUACACUUGGUGCUGUUCACAUUGCCCGAAGAAAGGGAGGUAAACAAAUAAGCUAUCGACUAGAAAUUAAAUUUACAUACAAUACAACCACUGACAGAAUUUCAUCGCUGAUAUUUUGCCUCUAUAUAUCAUUUAACUUGAGCUUCUAUAAGUUUUCAUUUCUGUGAUCGGACUUCCACUUCAAUGCCAGAAGAACGCAUACAUGUUAAACAUCUCUUUCGAUAUAUCGUAUGUGCUAUGGCGUAUUUGUCGAACUGUUGCUGGUCUAAAAGUUACAGAUCUUUAGUUAAGCACCUUAUCUCGAUCAAGCAAUCUCAGUUACAAAAUGCUAUGUAAAAAUAAAAAAAACAAACAAAACAUUUUACGUUUGAGGGGAAACGGAUCGAAAUUUUAAUAUUGCUUCAGAUUGGUGUCAUGUGUUAGUUUUAUACCCAAUCUAUUCAAAUAAAUCAAUUGAUUUCA